Messenger RNA from Cooperia oncophora, 381 nucleotides. Lineage: Eukaryota; Metazoa; Nematoda; Chromadorea; Rhabditida; Trichostrongylidae. The record is from the annotation of a GenBank genome assembly.
AUGCGAAGCAUUGAAAAUGCUUUUCAUGCUAUUGAAAGCCGUGUUGCGGAGGAUGCCGAACGUGGUGACUGCCUCACUGAACUUCGUGUGAAGGUCGCUCGCACACCAGGACGUGGACGAAGAAGAACACCAAAAUCAGCCAACAGCACUCCAAUAAGGCCUGUACGCUCCACAGCUCCAAGGAAGAAGGCGGCCACCAGUGUGAAGCGAUCCACCCAACAAGUUCUUGACGGAGACAAAACGCCAUCGCCACCCCCCGUGAUCAAUUCCCUAGUAACACCUACAGCUCGAAGUCGUCCUGUUCUAUCAAGAUCUGCGAAAAAUGUUGCUAUAAGCAAAACCAGACGUUGGUUAUUUGAAAAAGGCGACGAGGAAGAGUAA